Molecule: messenger RNA, 3348 nt
Organism: Colletotrichum gloeosporioides
Lineage: Eukaryota; Fungi; Ascomycota; Sordariomycetes; Glomerellales; Glomerellaceae
Product: Structural maintenance of chromosomes protein 5
Exons: 5
Coding region: 1-3348 (1115 amino acids)
Biological process (GO): double-strand break repair via homologous recombination
Cellular component (GO): Smc5-Smc6 complex
Molecular function (GO): ATP binding; ATP hydrolysis activity
Source: RefSeq, a predicted model, not a curated record
AUGUCGUCCUUCCCGGCGAGCCGUCGCCGCCGACGCGAACCGGAAGACGAGAGCGAUUCUGCGUCCGAUGCCUCCGAUGCACCCAAACGCCCCCGCCUGAGCCGGCGGGCUGACGAUUCCGACGAUGACGAUGAAGAUGUGCAGAGGAGACCCAGAACAAACGGCGUCAACGGUGUCAAGGUCCAGCCUGACUUGGACGGAUUUCAGGCUGGCGCUAUCCGCCGCGUUACAGUCAAGAACUUCGUGACGUACGAGAUGGCAGAAUUUUUCCCUGGCCCGAACCUCAAUAUGGUUAUUGGACCGAACGGAACGGGAAAGAGCUCGCUCGUCUGCGCCAUCUGCUUGGGUCUGGGAUUCAGUCCUAAGCAUCUUGGCAGAGCUGGCAACGUCAAGGAGUUUGUCAAGCACGGAAAGCCGUCAGCCACCAUCGAGAUCGAGCUACAAGGCCGACCGGAGGAUAGACGAAACCCUGUUAUCAAAGUUCAGAUCGAUCGCGAGAGGAACAGCCAGAAGUGGUGGCUGAAUGGCAAAGAAGCCACACAUAAGACCAUCCAGCAUCUUAUGAGGGACCUUAAGAUCCAGGUCGACAACCUCUGUCAGUUUCUGCCUCAGGAUCGCGUUGUCGAAUUCGCAUCUGCCACCCCCAUUGACUUACUACACGAGACUCUGCGCGCGGCGGCGCCAGAGGAAAUGCUCGACUGGCAGAAACAACUGCAGGAGCUGCACAAAGAACACAAGGAAAUCCAGCGCGGCUCGGCAAAUCACGCCGAGCAUCUCAAAAGUCUCGAGGACAGACAGCAUGAUAUGCAAAACGAUGUUGACAAGCUUCGCGAGCAGCAGGAGGCCCAACAGCGCAUUGCCGACCUGAAAGACGCCCGGCAUGUCGCCGACUACCUCGAGGCAAGGUCACUUUACCAAGCGAAGAAAGCCGAGGAAAAGGAGGCGAAGAGGAAUUUGAGAAGGUUGGAAGACGAGGCAGCUCCGUCUCUGCAAGCUGUGAAUCAGAAGCAGGUUUACCUCGAGAAGGUCUCCGCAGCCGUUCAUUCCCGCAAGGGUAUGGUGCGGCGUGCAGAAGCUGAGGCAGACACAUUGCUCAAUCGGGUCGAGGACGCCGAUGAGAAAAUAAGAUCGAUUACCGCCAAUUUGGAGACCAACAAGCGGGGAUAUGAUGCCAAGAGGCAGGAACUGGGCAAGAUUCGCAACAGGAUUGGUGUACUGGAAAACCAGCAGAAGAACAAGCCCGCGGAGUUCAACCCGCAAGAACACAACACCCAAAUUCGAGAAAAAGAGCAUCAGCUUCGCGAAAUGGAGGCCGAGACGCGUCAAAUCGACGGAAAACUGAGAGAUAUCAAAGAACAGGGCCAAGCAAAGAGCCACAUCAGAAACAAGCUCAAACAAGAUCUCGAGAACCUCGAUUCCCAGCAGGGACAGCUUCUCAACUUUCUGCAGAAGAAGUUUCCUGACGUUGCCAAGGGCUGGGCCUGGCUGCAAGAGAACGGCGAUCAAUUUGAAAAAGAAGUCUUUGGACCACCUGCUUUGUGCUGCUCCGUCAAAGACGAGCGGUAUUCGGACCAGGUCCAGGCACUCUUGCACAUGGACGACUUCCUUUGUUUCACCGCGCAAACCAGAGAGGACCACAAGAAGCUUAGUGAUGUCUUCUACAAGCAACUCAGUCUCUCCGUUAACACGCGCUCCAUCUUGAAGCCCCUGGAUGAUUUUAAACCUAGAAUGUCUCGGGAACAGGUCAGAUCUUUCGGUUUCGAUGGUUUCGCAAUCGAGAUGCUGUCGGGUCCGGAGCCAGUUCUUGCGAUGCUUUGUAAUGAAAAGAAGUUGGACGUAUCUGGCAUUGCAGCGGGGGAAAUCAACGAUGCUCAGUACGAGCGUCUGGUUCAAGAUGCUGUUAUAAACAGUUGGUCAGCUGGCCGGCAUCUAUACAGAGUGUCUCGGCGCAGGGAUCUUGGCCCCCAGGCGGUCUCCACAAUGACCCGAGGCAUCUCCAAAGGCGUGUUCUGGACGGAUCAACCUAUUGAUGAGGCUGAGAAGAAUGACAUCCUGCGCCGUUUGAGGGAAGUCGAGGCGGAAUUCGGGGAGCUGAAGACGCAGAAUACGGAACUCAAGGAACAGCUUACCGCGAUAAACGAGAGGAAAAAGGAGACCCAGGAAGAUCUCAAAUUACUCAGAGAUCGAAAGAAUGAACUGCAGAAAGCACACAAUGCCUAUCAAGCUAUCCCCAUCAAACUUGAGUCUGAAAAGAAGUCACUGGAACAGAAGAGGGCAGAGGUCGAAGAGGCGAGGUCAGCCAAUUCCAAGCUGGAUGUCGACAGAGACAACGCUACAGUGGAAAAGCUCAAAGCUGUCCUCCGCCAUCAUGCGGCUAUCGCCGCCAUUCGGGAUGCCCAGGAAGAAGUGCUAGAGGCUCAGAUUCGGGAGAUCGAGGCCAAGUCUGAUGUUACGGGUCUUAAGGCUAGGAACACCGACCUGAUGCAGCAACUGGAAGAGGAGAAGCGACAUAUCGGUGCCAUCGCGGAAGAGUCUGCGCGAUGCAGAGCCCGCGCUGAAGCAGCCAGAAGCAAAGUGGCUGACCUAUUCCAUGACGAUCCAAGCAGGAGAGAGCUCCUUGAAGAGCUGGCCAAGGAAAAAACUGUCGAGGACGUCGACAACGAGAUCGCCGCCGAAGAAGGCAAACUCGAGCUCAUACAUGUCACCAACCCCGGCGCCCUGCGCGAAUUCGAGAAGCGCGCUCGGGAAAUUGAGAAGCUGCGCCAGAGAAUGGAGAGCUCGACGAACAAGCUGGAUGAGCUGAACCGCAGGAUAUCGCGGAUCCGCGACAAGUGGGAGCCAAAGCUCGACGAACUUAUCAGCAAGAUCAACGACGCGUUCAGCUACAACUUUGAACAAAUCAACUGCGCCGGCGAGGUUCGGGUUCAUAAAGAUGAGGACUUUGAUCAGUGGGCCUUGGAUAUCAUGGUCAAGUUCAGAGAAAACGAGACGCUCCAACAGCUCAACCAGCAUCGUCAAUCUGGAGGAGAGCGUGCCGUGUCUACCAUUUUCUACCUCAUGGCCCUCCAGUCUAUGGCGCAGUCUCCGUUCCGUGUUGUGGAUGAGAUCAAUCAGGGUAUGGACCCUCGCAACGAGCGCAUGGUACACGAGCGCAUGGUUGAGAUUGCGUGUCGCGAGCACACAUCACAAUACUUCCUCAUCACACCGAAGCUUCUCACAGGAUUGCGCUACGACCCACGUAUGCGCGUUCUCUGCAUCGCAAGCGGAACGCAUAUGCCUGAGGACGGUAAAAAGCUGGACUUUGGCCGCUGCUUGCAGAUCCACAAGCAGGUGACAGCCAGCGCCUAA